This is a messenger RNA of Ceratotherium simum simum (southern white rhinoceros), 3795 nucleotides long. Lineage: Eukaryota; Metazoa; Chordata; Mammalia; Perissodactyla; Rhinocerotidae. The record is from RefSeq and is a predicted model, not a curated record.
AUGGACCGCGGAGCUGCCGCGGCCCAGGGCACUGCCCCGCCUCAGGAUGGAGAGCAGCCCGGGGAGUCUCCAGAGCCGCCACCGCCGUGGCCGCCGCCGUCGCCGCCACAGGCUCCUCCGCUGCUCCAUGCGCCGUCGCCGGAACCCGCACCACAGUUCUGUCCAGAAUCUGCUCCAGAACCCUGUCCGGAGGCGAACCCAGAACCAGCCACAGAACUAGACACAGAAGCGAUCCCAGAACCAGAUACAGAAGCGGCCCCAGCGCCAACCCCAGGACCAGCCACAGAACUAAACACAGAACUGAUCUCAGAACCAGCCAAGAAACCGGCCCCAGAACCAGCCACGGAACCAGCCCCCGAGCUGGCUCCGGAACCAGCCACAGAACCGGCCCCAGAACCAGCCCCAGAAGCGGCCUCAGAGCCGAUCCCAGUACCAGCCAUAGAACCGGCCCCUGAGCCGGCACCAGAACCAGCCACAGAGUCCUGCCCUGAGCUGGCUCCAGAGUCCUGUCCGGAGCCGAGUCCAGCACCAGGUCUAUUGCAGUGUCCAGUUGUCGCUCCAGAGAGGAGUCUAGAGACCUCGUGUACUCCAAAACCAAUCCCUAAUCCACGUCAGCCUAUGUCUUCUAGCCCUAUCACCAAAAUACUGAAAGAAGGACCUCUGCUGAAGAACUGUAACUCCUUCAAGAGAUGGAAGCUUAGAUAUUUUCUGGUUCGAGGACAAAGGCUCUGCUUUGCACACCAUCCUGCAUUUGCACGCUUUGAAACAAUUGAUCUGUCUCAGGUCGCCUUGGCAGAAAGCAGCUGUAGAAACCUUUACCACAGUUUUUGUGUGAUCACACCACAACGAAAAGUUACCCUGGCUGCACCCAACCGGAAAGACAUGGAAGAAUGGAUUAACGUCAUAAAAACCGUCCAACAGGGAGAAAUUCGUAAGAUACCUGCAGCAGAAAACAACCCUUUCCUUGUUGGAAUGCACUAUUGGUACUUCAGUUACAGUCCCCGGACCCAGCACUGCAAUGUUUGUCGUGAGGGCAUUCCUGCCUUAUCUAGAAAUGUUAUCAUCUGUGAAGUGUGCAAAGUGAAGUCUCACAGAUUAUGUGCUUUGAGAGCAAGCAAAGACUGCAAGUGGAAUACCUUGUCCAUCACUGAUGACCUUCUCAUGCCUGCAGACGAAGUAACUAUGCCCCAUCAAUGGGUAGAAGGAAACAUAUCUGUCAGUUCUCAGUGUGCAGUAUGUCAUGAGAACUGUGGCAGUUACCAAAGACUUCAAGACUUCCGGUGUCUCUGGUGUAAUUCUACGGUGCAUGAUGACUGCAGGAGACGGUUUUCCAAGGAAUGCUGGUUUGGAAGUCAUCGAACAUCAGUCAUUCCUCCCACUGCCCUCAGCGACCCUAAAGGAGAUGGCCAAUUAGUAGUAUCUUCAGACUUCUGGAGUCUCGAUUGGUCAUCAGCCUGUUCAUGUCCCCUUCUCAUCUUCAUCAAUUCCAAAAGCGGCGAUCAUCAAGGGAUCGUCUUUCUCCGAAAAUUCAAGCAAUACCUUAACCCAUCUCAAGUGUUUGACCUGUCGAAGGGUGGACCUGAAGCAGGGCUGUGCAUGUUCAAGAACUUUGCUCGCUUUCGCAUCGUGGUUUGUGGUGGAGAUGGUAGUGUGAGCUGGGUCUUAUCUCUGAUUGAUGCCUUUGGAUUACAUGAAAGGUGUCAGCUGGCAGUCAUCCCACUUGGAACCGGCAAUGAUCUGGCCCGUGUCCUAGGUUGGGGUGCAUUCUGGAACAAAAACAAGUCACCUCUAAACAUCCUCAACAGAGUGGAGCAGGCUAGUGUGAGGAUUCUAGACAGAUGGAGUGUGAUGAUCCGUGAGACUCCCAGACAAACCCCAUUGCUAAGAGGACAAGUUGAAAUGGAUGUACCCCAAUUUGAGGCUGCUGCCAUCCAACACUUAGAAUCUGCAACCACUGAGUUGAACAAAAUCCUGAAGGCCAAGUACCCCACAGAGAUGAUCAUCGCAACCAGAUUCCUGUGCUCAGCAGUGGAAGAUUUUGUGGUUGAUAUUGUAAAGGCCUGGAGUCAGAUAAAACAGAACAAUACAGCAGUAGAGUCUGUGAUUUUGAAAAGCGACUUAAUGUAUGAGAAGCUCAGUGUCCUGAUUGAUGUCCUGGCUGAGGAGGCAGCAGUUGAGAAGAGUGCUACAGAAAGUGCAGACAGUGGCAAGGCUGAUGGAAAGCCCUUCAUCCCUCAAAUAGACCACAUAGCCAAGUGCAAGUUGGAGCUGGCCACAAAGGCCAGAAAUCUCCAGAAAUCCUUGAAGCUCAUCAUAUUCCAAGUUGAACAAGUUCUGGAUGAGCAAAGCCGACAGGCAAUAUCGGUUAAGAACUUUACUUCAACUUUCUUCCUGGAAGAUGACUCAGAAGAUAUUAACCAGACGAGCCCAAAGCCCCGUUCUCGUUGUGGCACUUUGUCUUCUAUAUCUUCUCUCAAAAGUGAGGACCUAGAUAACCUAAAUUUGGAGCACUUACAUUUUACACCUGAAACUAUACGCUUCAAAGAAAGGUGUGUCAUGAACAACUAUUUUGGAAUUGGACUGGAUGCUAAAAUUUCUCUGGAUUUCAACACCAGAAGAGAUGAACACCCAGGACAAUACAAUAGCCGCAUUAAGAACAAGAUGUGGUAUGGCCUUCUGGGAAGCAAGGAACUUUUGCAACGCUCUUACAGGAAACUGGAAGAACGAGUACACCUGGAGUGUGAUGGAGAAGCCAUUUCCUUGCCAAACCUGCAAGGCAUUGUAGUGCUCAACAUUACCAGCUAUGCUGGAGGUGUCAACUUUUGGGGAAGCAGCACAGCAACCACGGAAUAUGAGGCUCCUGCAAUAGAUGAUGGAAAGCUGGAAGUAGUGGCAAUCUUUGGUUCCGUACAGAUGGCAAUGUCCCGUAUCAUCAACCUUCAUCAUCAUCGCAUUGCCCAGUGCCGUGAGGUGAUGAUAACCAUUGAUGGUGAAGAAGGUAUCCCAGUGCAGGUGGAUGGGGAGGCCUGGGUUCAGAAGCCAGGCCUUAUCAAGAUUAGAUACAAGAAUGCUGCCCAGAUGUUGACAAGAGACCAGGAGUUUGAGAACUCAAUGAAAAUGUGGGAGUACAAGCAUACUGAAAUUCAAGCUGCCUCUCAACCCCAGCUGGACUCCCAGGAAGCUCAAGAUAGCCUCUCUGAUGAGGAGUAUGCCCAGAUGCAGCACUUAGCUCGGCUUGCAGAAAACCUCAUCAGCACACUUACUGACCUGAGCAAGGUCCACCAGCAUGUGUCUGUCCUCAUGGAUUCUGUGAAUGCCAGUGCUAACAUCCUGAAUGAUAUAUUUUACAGCCAAGACAGUGGCAAUGAGGCAGGUGCAGCUUCCUGUACUCCCAUUGAGACUCUAAACAGAAAUGACGCAGUAGAUGUUACAUUUAGUCUUAAAGGGCUCUACGAUGACACCAAAGCUUUCCUGGAUGAAAACUUGCUGAGAAAUGCUGAGGAUGAGGCCACAUUGCAAACCACCCUGGAUGCCAUGAAUAAGGAGUUUGAAAAGCUAUCCAAGAUCGACUGGAUGAAUUCAAUCCUUGUUCCAAAGGAAAAAUCCUCAGACACUGACAGUAGAAGCCUCAGAUUGAAAGUUAAGUUCCCCAAAUUGGGGAAGAAGAAGCUAGAAAAGGAAGACAAGCCUAAAUCAGGCCGAAGAGUCCAGGGUUUUAUCGGAAAUUUAUGGCAUCGCAGAAAACGUGACGAUGAAGCAAAAGAUGAUGAUCCUCCAACGUCAUCAAGAUCUUAA